UUUAAAGGAAGCCAAAAACACAAGUGUAAACAAAGCGAGCUGAUUGUAGCCAUAGAUCAUUUUAACUUCAAAAACGUUCUUGUUCUGUUUAUUGAAGAAUCUUCACUGUAUUGACCGAGGUAAAAGCUGUUCGAUAAAAAGUAAAACAAGAAAUUUUUUUAUAGUUGAAGUACUGGUAACAAAAGGCAAAGAUUGUACCCAUUUACUUUUGAGUGAUCUGAUACUACUUGUUUGAUCAUUGAUAGUUAUAGUAGCUUCAACGCUUAGUAGUAGCGAUCGGCGAUAGUGACGGAUAGGCUAUAAUAGAUAGUGACAUAGCCUGAUAGGUACUUUGGUUAAAAAAAUUGUAAAAUAAAUCAAAUGGCUUAGUUGAAUAUAGCUAAUCUUUUUACAGAAUUACAACACCAAAAUAAUAUCUUUACUAUUGUAGUUGUAGUUUUAUUUUUAUUAAAAAACUUUCAAAGAUGAAUUUUUGAAUUUGGACUUCCUUUGCCCUUUUUUAACAUGGACCACACCUCCACAUUCUGUGACCCAAUUCCGCUGUUUACUUUACGAGCUAUAUAACUCUCGUUCUAAUGAUAAUUUUAUACUUAUACGUCUUUUAUUUUCAGAACUAAUGCUUUAUUAAAAAUUACAAUGACAAUGGCACUAAAAGAAGAGGUUACCAGUCUUAAGUUUACAUUCAUAAAAGAAUGUCAUCAGCGGCCCGAGCCGAGGCUCUUUUGGCACCUCCCCCCCCCCCCCCCCCUAGGAAUCCCUAUUCCCAAACCCCAGAGACAUUUCGUCCCGAAGAUGAACCAUCUGGUUACCCCAGGCAGUCAAAGGGGUAGCUUUCUUUUAAUUUGAUCUUACUUAGUAAGGGAUAUAUUCUUACUCAGGAUUACUGUAAUCGCCUCCGCCACCCUUGUGGUAUAACGCAAGCAAUCAUCUGUUUUCUGGUCAACCCACCCAUAUCGGGGUCCACUGGUACUUUCUUGCUAAGGAAAGUAAAGUUUUACGCAAAGCUGUCAACCACAAUAGAACCUAGUAGUGUUUAAUUCUAAAAUGGUACUGGGCAAUCUUGGCCUAUACAUUAAACACGUCACAAAAAUUAGCUAGUAAUGGGAACGAAACAGCUGUCUAAGAGACCCGUCUUUAAAGAGGGUUGCACAUUUUGUCAUGGAUGACACCUUUGUAUCUACGAUCCAUUAGCAGUACGGUAGCUGUAAUCAUGUCCCUAAACCCUAGUUCCUAACAUGUGCCUUAAACCCUAGCCUCUAUCAUAUGAUGUAAACCCUAAUGCUAAUCCCACACCUCAUGCCACAUUAUCCUGCAGAGUUGUGGGUAUCCCUGAAUUUUUCCGAGGUCGACUUGACGAAUUUAUUUAUAUUGAAAUCCUUAUUUUAAAAGUGUGAUGGUUAGGCCUAAGAGGUAAGGCUACCAUAAUAUAAUAAAUCUUGUUUAUGAAAUUGAUGUAGUUAAAUAAACACAAUUUGAAAAUCUGUUAUACCUAAAGUGUCAGCCCUAGGCUCUUUAUACUGACUUUUAAUUAACAGCCUUUGUUUUUUUUUGUGAGCUUCCUUCCACAAUCACUUUCAAGUUAUCUUUUUCUAGACCUCUCUUUGUCUCUUCAGGGUCUAUUUAUUUUAAGUCAAAUUAAGGCUUCAAGUAUUUUUUUUUUACCGCUGCAAAAUUGUCUUCCAUUCUACAUGAUACAGUCAGUGGAGCCUGUUAUGACUCACACUUUGAUAAAACUCAGUUGUGGCAUGCCUCCUAAAAUUGUGUUUCAUCAUUCGCACAUGAUUAAAAACCCUGGUAUAAAGUGACCCCUCAUUAGCUUUUAUAUGACCUUUCUAAUAGCUAUAAUUUGACCCCUUUUAUAUAUACUGUGACCCCUCACUAGCUAUAAUGUGACCCCUCUAUAAAUAUGAUCCAAUUGUAUGGACUGCAAUUAUCAUGCCAAAUUAGGGUUCCAUUGUAUGAAUAAGAUGUGGAUGUUGUGUUUAACUUUGCCUUUAAAAAUAUAUAUAUUUAAAAAAAAUAGAAUUUGAAUUGAGUGAAUGCAUUGCAUCCUGGGACGUUCUGAACUUUUUUUAUCCAUAAAACUCAUAACUGUACAAUGGCUGUCUGCCUCUAAGGAAAUAGCUUGCAUGCGAAACCCAUGAAAAGACUAUAACUUGACAGAUUGAAAAUACAUUUUUUUAAUUACCCCUAGUAAUAUUAACAUUAUUAAAAAAACAGUUUUACUACAAUCAUUAUACCUUAAACAUACUUAUAACUUAUACCGGUACUCAUUUUAAAUAUUAAAUUCUGCCCUCAAGCAUUCAAUUUUCAUGUCUAUAAUCUCUUAUUUUCCAGUUAUUGUUAAGUGAACCAUGGGCGGAUUUCUGGGUAAAUAUGAAGAGGCUGGCUAUUUAGAUGACAAAUCUGAAGAUAUCACCCCCAAAAAAGUUUUGCGUAACAAGCGAUUGCUGUCUCUUGACCCAAGGUCACCAUCAGAAGGAAUAGCUAGGACACCAAUAAUUGUAGAAAAAACACCAGUUCCUGGCGUUGUUCGGAAUAAAUUGUGUAGUUCUCUAGAAGAGACACCAAGAAUUAAUAGAAGUUCUGACAAAGUACAAGAUCCUCGUUCUCCAACAAUUGAAUUUUCACGGACUCCUAUCAACCCCUGCCACUCCUCAGGUAAAUAAUACCCCUUAUUUUGUUUCAAUUUGAAAAUUCAUUGAGUUCUUGGCAGCUAUCGUCUUUAUUAUUAUUAUUAUAUUUGUAGCCCACUUGCAGAAGAAUGCAGAAAGCACUGAACAAGUUUGCAUCCAUUUAUGGGAUCUGUGGUGAAAAUAUUUUUAAAACAUCCACUUUUUUUAUUUUUUAUAUUAAAUUGCAUUUUAACUACUGGUAACAUGUUGUAUUUUGUUGUACAUGCUACUAAACUCUCUUCUGGUAUUUGUGCUGUAAGUUGUUAGAAAUAGCUUAGUGUAUUUACUUAAUAAACAUCAAGUAAUGUAAAAAAAGCAGAGUUCAUUAUUUAUCUCAAUAACAUUGUUUUGGAUUGACAGUUUGGAUUUGGAGUUUACCAAUAGGAAUAUUUUAGGCUCUUAAUUGAUCAUUUCCAAUAUUUCAGUAAUGUCCAGGCAAGUGGAUCCUCUUGCAAUGAAAGAUUUGAGCUUGAAAGAUUCUCCUGUGUCACUUUACAUGUGUGAUACUGAAUCAGGGAUUGGAUCUACUGAGGUCACCCCCGUGUUAAAGUACAGGAAAACUCAAGGUCUGAUAAUUCAUUAAUGAUCAGGAUGUUCUUUAAACUUUUAUAGCUCAGCUUUCUUUGUACAACAAAUUUUAAAAGGACCUUGACCAUACAGUUUGGCAAAACAUGAAGAAAAAAUGCCUAUGUCAUGUCAUCUAAAAAAGCUGCACGCUAUAUUAUUUCUAAUAAUAAUAUAUAUUUUUUUGUUUUGACAUUCUUACAUUCUCAUUUGUGGGAGCUGUUUCUAUAUUGUAGAACUAUCAAACAUAACUUUCAUGUUAAUCAUUCAAACAUAUUCUUAAUAGUUUUUAAAGUAUUGGGUACCGGUUAGCUUAAAUGCUUUUAUGAGCUAAGGAUCAAUAUUUAAAUAUGCUUUAAAACUGAGCAAAUAACCCUGUAUAAAUUGCAGUGUUUUUUUCAUAUUUUAUAAUAAUUUUGUUCAAACCAAAUGCAGAAUAUAUGUAUAGUGGACUUAAUUCUAUCUCUGUAGGGCAUACAAGUCAACUGGUUGAGAGUCCAGAUUCAGCUUUGGGAAUUGACGCUUGGAAACAACCACGAAUGGAUUGUGGUGACCAGAGACCUCAGGUACAUUGUUUUUUUUUGUUAGUCCUUCACAUGUUAAGAUGACCAAGGUUGUAUGCAAUGGUGUAUACAUACGAGGCUUGUGAGUCCUAUUUGUGUGCUUCGAAAGCUUGCCCACAUGUAUCACACAAGUGUUUUGAGGUUCUGGUGAUAGUGGAGAUACUUCUGCUUUUCUUUGUUGUAAUUUUGGUAGUUAAAACCUAACUUCUGACAAUAAUAUUAAUAGCGAACACUUAAGUUUUUUAACUACUUUCUAUUUCUUGUUGACCCCGGACUUUAUUUCAUUUGUCGUGUCUGCUGAGGAAGGAAGGCUCUUAGCCAAAACAUUCUUCUUUUAUUGUCCUGUCUUUAUAUUUCAAUCUUCCUCGUUCCUUUAUUUCUUUGCUGCAUGCUUUCUUUGCAGGUGAGUAGUUCAUUUAUCUCAUAAGAGUCUGCAUCAACACUGAGUCUGACUCACCAGGUUGUGCAAUCCAAAGCAAGUGUUUCCAGAAAGUUCAGAUCAUUGUCCAUGGAUUUUAGAUACACAAUUUGGCAAUCCUAGAAAUUUUUUUUUUUUUUUGCCCACCACCUGAGACUUUUACUUAAGGAUAGUUAGCAGUACAUUAAUUUUAGGCCAUCUGCCCUCUGGCAUUUUUACAACAUGUCAUGCCCAUCUGGUUUGUCCAUUUUGAAUUAAUGUGUGAAUGCAGAGAGGGCUAACCUGUUGGAGGGUUUCUGUAUCAUAUCAGGGACACUAUCCUGUAGUAUGUGAUGUUAUUACACCCACCCUCAUAUGCGCCCGGAUUGAUUGGAUAAAAAAAAUUUAGACAAAAAUAGACAAAAAAUGUAUUAAAGUAAAGAGAAAAUAAAGAGAAAGUAACUAAGCUGAUGUCCUGUCCGUUCGUUCACCAUACAAAUAGGCUACAGUAAAUUAAAAUUACAUUAAAACAUUACUAAAAAAGUUUUUCGCCCCCCCCCCCCCCCAGAAAGUUAAUCAAUUUUUUUUGCCCCCCCCCCAAGAAAGUUUUCUGCGGGCGCCCAAGCCCACCCUGCAUAUGAAUCUUUGCAUUGGACUUGUUCAUGUGGCUAUAUGAUAUAGAGAAUCAUGCUGUGUUAGAAAGUUUUCAACUUUUAGAAGUGUAAAAUUUAACUACUUGACACAAGAUUAGAAUUUUGUAAUGAAAUACUAAUAGCUGGUUUUAGUCAUCAAAAUGUUUAAAAAUAAAAAUUGAUCUUUCAUUGCAUUUUUUCCUACCACUUUCAAUUACAUAUCUUAUUAUUAGAUAGUACCAGUAACUAAAGUUCUUUGUUUUACAUGGUGUGCAGACUCAACAUGAUGCUUCGCUUGAAAAUGAAGCUAAUCCAGAAUUAGUCCAUGUCCAAAACAAUGCAUACUUCUCUCUAGAGGCUAGAGAUUCUGUAUUACAAGAUGAGAAUAUUUUUAUUCCUGCUAAUACAGGUGAGUUGAUCAAUAAUUUAUCUAGAAUCGGACUAACAUGGAAUUUUAUUAUUUACUAUUACACACGACAAGGUAAUCCAGUAUUGCUGGAGAAGAAGACCCAAUCCACAUCAUUAAUACAAACUUCCCCUGCUGGGACCGUCAAUAUUAUUUUUGUGUUUUAUCAUUGUCCUCCCCUGCCCGCUGCCCUUCCUUACCAUCUCCACAUGCUGUCAUCCCUACCUUCCCAAAUCAUCUUCUUUUACCUUAUAUUGGCACACUUCACAUCCACCUUUCUACUCAGCAGCAUAACUUAACUUUUAUUUGCUCAGAAAUAUAAUUUUUUCACUUUAAAAUGAUAUCUUUAAGUUAGGGUUGGUCUGGAUGUGGCAUCUAAAGAUAAUAAGAGACUUAUUAGUUACUUUUACCUCAUGUGGAUGCAUUCUAAGACUUAUGUUACCAUAAUAAUAAACAUUUUAAAUUGCUGUGACUAAUACUACUUUUUUUUUGUUUGUUGAUUGCAAGUUAUUGAUUUUUUUAUGGGCAAAUUUAAAGUUAUUUAUGAUUUAACUGAUCCGCAAGCUCUUAGUGCAUAAAGUUAUUACUGAAUAAAAUAAACACAUUAAAUCAGAGUGUCUGGAAAAAUUUCAUUUCAUAUCAAACCUUAACUUAUAAACUUUUAAAAUUCUUUAAUUUCAGAGAUGAUAGUUAGUGAUGAGAGUGAAACAAAGUUGUCCUAUGCUAUCCCUCCUUUCAUCAGUAGAAAGACAGGAUCUGUAUGUAUGACAGCGGGGGUAGUAAGGUCUCCAUUGUCUCUGGUGGAGAAUUCAAGAGCCCUUUCCCAAAGAAAUGUGAUUAUGCCCUCAGGAGGAAAGCAAACACCCAAAUACUCACGAGUUGUUGAUAAAGAAAAUUUAUAUCACUGAUUACAAGUGGAGAAAUGCUCAUUGAGUUUAUGUAUUUGUUCUUUGGUUGAGGAAUGAAAGAUGUUGCGGACAAAUACCAAAUUAUUGUACAGUCACUAUGUUAGACACUAAUACUGGUCCAAAAUUGUCUAGUUUCAAUGCUUAAGUCACAUAAAACUGUUAAAACUUGGAUGUCAGUAAAAUUAGGUUAAGUUGCUCUUUGAAUAUUUGUUAGACGGAUUAUUUCAAUUGUUAGACUUUUUAAAAAGGUGAAAACUGUGAGUUUGAUAAUUUGAAUUUAUUUUUUAGGGUUUGUUUUACAUCUAUUGAAUUUUUAGAAAUACAGGCUAGGGGCUGUUAAUUUAAACGUUUUGAAAAUCGUAAGACUUUGUUCCAAAAUCAUAAACGUUGAGUGCAUAAUUAAGUAUAAAUAAAGAUCAGAUAUGAAAGGUGAGAAUGAUAAAAUAUUAAGAGCACUGGACUGCAGUAAGAGAGUAGACGUUUUAUUUGUGUGAAUGUGUGAGAUGCAUUUUUUUUAUUUUGUAACAUUUUUUCCUGGGUAUUUAAUUCAAGUAAGUUAUUACGGUAUAUUAAAAUUUCCUUAUAGUUUUAAAAAC
Messenger RNA from Lymnaea stagnalis (great pond snail), 6741 nucleotides. Lineage: Eukaryota; Metazoa; Mollusca; Gastropoda; Lymnaeidae. The record is from the annotation of a GenBank genome assembly.